UUUUUUUAAAGCAAUUAAAAGUGUCAACAUUUUUUUUAAUAUUUAAGAUUACUAAAAUUGCUUAGUUUUUCAGUUGUGACUUUGUUGUUGUUUUAAGCGUCGGCAGCUUCUCUAUAGGCGAUAUAGUAAAUCCUCGUUAUGAUUCUCAAAUUCUACAAAUCCCCGGGCUUGAAAUGUGGCCAAUUGGCAAAAAAAAUCAACUCAGUUUCUCGAGUUGCUGAUGUGGUUGCGGAUCUUGAAUCCGAAAUCUGUUAUUACAUCGAGGCAGAAACUGCAUUUGAUAAAAAUGAGGUCGAAAUUAUAAAAUGGAUUUUGACUUCACCUUUUGAACGAGACGAAUUGAAGGACAAAAGUCUAUUCGAAAAUGAAGAUUCGAAAAAGACUGUUUUGAUCGAAAUUGGACCAAGACUAAAUUUCUCAACGCCAUUUUCAAGUAAUGCAGUCUCAAUCUGUAAGUCUGUGCACUUAGAUAAAGUGAAAAGAAUCGAAGUUUCGACGAGAUAUUUAGUCCGUCUUAAAUCAGUCGUAGACAACACCACAGAAAAUGAAAUUGUGAACGCUUUGCAUGAUCGAAUGACAGAAUGUCGUUAUUUAAGCCCGAUAGAAACUUUCGACCACGGUUUUCGCCCCGAAGAAUGGUUCGAGGUCGAUGUAAUGACGAAAGGUCGAAAAGCUUUAGAAGAUGUAAAUUCAAAAUUAGGUUUGGCCUUCGACAAUUGGGAUCUAGAUUUCUAUACGGAUCUCUUUCGAUCUAAACUGAAGAGAAAUCCAACGAGUGUGGAGUGUUUCGAUUUGGCUCAGUCAAAUAGUGAACACAGUCGUCAUUGGUUUUUCAAAGGACGAAUGAUUAUCGAUGGAGAGGAGAAAAAGGAGUCACUUAUUGAUAUGAUUAUAGAGACACAGUCAACAUCGAAUCAAAAUAAUGUGAUUAAAUUUAGCGACAACAGUAGUGCGAUAGAAGGAUUUGAAGUAACUGGGCUUCGUCCUAAUGAAACUCAUGCUCCGAGUAAUUUUAAGUUGGAAAAAAUGAAGCAACAUCUUAUUUUUACGGCGGAAACUCACAAUUUUCCUACUGGGGUCGCACCAUUCAGGUAA
Belonocnema kinseyi is the source of this 1095-nucleotide messenger RNA. RefSeq names its product phosphoribosylformylglycinamidine synthase-like. The record is from RefSeq and is a predicted model, not a curated record. NCBI's taxonomy places the organism in Eukaryota, Metazoa, Arthropoda, Insecta, Hymenoptera, Cynipidae. The transcript has 5 exons. Bases 139 to 1095 code for a protein of 318 amino acids.